Messenger RNA from Stegodyphus dumicola, 864 nucleotides. RefSeq lists its product as uncharacterized. Lineage: Eukaryota; Metazoa; Arthropoda; Arachnida; Araneae; Eresidae. The record is from RefSeq and is a predicted model, not a curated record.
AUGAGAGUUAAUCAGGGGAAGACUACUUGUCAGUUUUUCUCUCUCAACAGACAACAUUUUACACCUAGACUAAUGCAUGAGAAGUCGGUUUUGCAGCAGACGGAUGGUGCCACCUAUCUUGGCUAUAUUUUUGACAAGCGUUUAACUUGGAGAAAGCAUGCAGAGCAUGUAGUUGCUAGGGCGGAGGGUAGAUUACCUAUCCUUAAACACUUAGCAGGUGUUAAAUGGGGUUGUGGUACAGAGACCCUCAACUCGACGUAUAAAAUAUAUAUUCGGCCAAUACUAAAUUAUUGCUGUGAGAUAUUGAUCUCGGCUACGCGAGAUGUGAUACAUCUGGAGGUCUUCCAAAAUCAGGCACUGCGCAUUAUAACCAGCACUGUUAAAAUGACUCCCAUUCCAGCAAUGCAGUUGCUAUUGGCAAACCAACCAGUGACAAACCUGAUUCAGAAAAAUGCUUUCAUCCUUUUCCAGAGACUUAUUUGUCUACCAAGUAACCCUCAUUGGAGGAAUUAUGAUUAUAAUAAACAACGAAAUCUGAAGACACAAAAUGGCUUUCUACAGUGUGUCUUUCACCUAGAACAAUACAAUCAUAUAAGAACACUGAAACCGGCACUGCUGUUUUUGCUAAAUCCUUUGGAUUACAGCUUCCUUGAUGUGCAGUUGAACCUGGAAAUGAAAGUAGAUAAAAAGGAAAUGAGUCCAGAGCAAAUAAGAACUAUAGCUUUGGAAACAAUUGAGCAAUGUUUUCCAGCUGAGGAAUGGAUUCAUGUAUACAUGGAUGGCUCUUUGCCCGAUAGGAUUCAGGAGGCUAGAGCUGGAGUUUUUAGCAAGCUUUUCAGUUUUUACAUACCUGUAGGGAUGUAG